CGUAGUGGUUUUUAAUUAACCUUGAGUGAGAUACAAAUUCGUUCAGUGCAAGAUGAAGGUGCCGAUGCUGCAUAGGAGCACCCAAAUGGCGCUGCUCAAGAAGCAGAUCCAGCGGAAGGCGAACGAGGUGCGCCAGCGGAAGAGACACGCCCGGAGGCGCCUGGAGCUGAUGCGCAGGAUUCGGGAUCAGCUGCUGAACAGGAUGCGGGUGUCCAUAGAUGUGCGGCAGAGGGACACGGAGCAGAAUCGGAGGGAGAGGGCGCGCAGGGCGGUGGGCAGCAUGUUGGCCAUGUACAAAAACUGGCUGCGCAACUGUUCGAGAUCGCUGAGGAAACAAAACCAGCUAAUCCACCAACAGGAGCUGGUGAAGAAGAGACUCGAUCAAAGGCUGCAUCGGUUGAGGAAGCAGCUCAAGACACACCAGAGUCCAAAACACAUUGUGGACAAUUGCUUCAGGAGACUCGCCAAAGCGAUGAGAAAAUGGCAAAACAGCUCGGAUUAUCAUCGGUUUAUUGAGGGGCAGGAUCAAAUCUGGGAGUCCGAGGCCGAGGAGGUCAAGAAAUACUUAUUGGAUUUUCGGAAAAAGAAGCCCCGAAAACGUCGUCGUCGUAGGGUUAGCCAGGAUUCCACAUUGGCCGGCUUCUCCUCCUUCUGGGAAACCGAAGUGCUGCGAAAACGCGUGAAGGUAAAUCAACAAAAGCCUAUCCCAGAACCAAUAUUAGAAUUAAAUUUAUAUUCGCCACCCAAAAAAACUAAAAAAUACAUAAGAAAAAAAAGAAAAGCCAAACCCAGAACAAUACAUCUUAAUAUAGAUGAACUCGUCCCACAAAAUAAUAUUUUUGAAAAGAAGAGACCUAUUCGUAAGCGAACCAAACGAGAUCCCGAUGCGCCAUCAUUCACCAAACUUAGGGUGUUGAUAAAAGAACUACUAAGAUUCGAUUUUUCAGUAAAAAGAAAAAGUCAGUUAAGUAGGAAGAGUUCGUCAUUUGAAAAACGGAAAAAAGAUCGUAAACGAAUGGAAAUGCCGGGGAUUUCAGUUAUUUCCGAACAACCAAAGCUUAAAAAACGAAAGUUCCGCAAGGUGAAAAAAACGCCUUAUUCGAAUAUAACGAAAGUACUACAACUAGAAAAUGUACCCAAAGCCAAAAUCCUUAAAAUUAAAACUAAGGUGCUGAAAAAGUAUAAAAAGAAAUUUAAAAAACAGAUAAGGAGUUACGAGGAUCUGAUUAUUGGGGAUGAGCUACAAAAAGGUUUACAGAAAAAUAAAAUGAAAAAGAUUUCAAGUGAGCAUAAAAUAGCUGCAGUAAAAGCGCAGAAGAAAGCGGCUAACAAAGAGAAGAAAAGGAAGUUAUUUGCCAAACUAUUCAGUAAUCUGUCCUUAUUCGUUAAUCGAAAUAGAAUGAAAAGAGGGGGACAUGCUCGUCGUCAUAAACAUGGUUCGGAUAGUAGUUCGUUCUUCUCCAACGAAGUGAUGAUCCCUUCGGAUGAUGAAACUCAAAUAAUGCUGAGAGAAAUUAAAUCGCGACCCAAAUUAACAGACAAAGAAAGCGUUUCCCAACUUGAGUUUGACGAGGAUAUCGUUGUAUCUCUGACUGAUUCACAGCAAAGAAUUUUGGCGCCACAACGACCGCGGAGAAGUGUCCGUCGAUCUUUUCGCGUGCCGUUAAAUUUACCAAAAAUAAAAAAAGUUGCUGCUCCAAAAAUUCAAGAGAAAAGCCACUAUCAGUCCCUCAAAAAGGAUAUGAUGUACAUUCCCUAUAGAAGUUCAGGAUCGGUGCGAUCGAGGAGGUCCAAACGGUUCUCCACUCGUCCGUCGGAAAGCGAUCCUUUGUUAAAUCAAAAGCAGAUCGGAAAGUAUCUUGCAAAGUAUUUUUCCGAUAGCUUUCUGCCUGAUAGAAAGGAAAGAAGCCGUGGCAAACAAAAAAAAGAUUUCCAAUCUUCCAAAAGAAUCGAUGGGAGUCUUAGAAAGAGUGUGUCCGAUAGCAUUCUGAUCGGUCAAAAGGGAAGAGGGCGUGGACUCAAAAAAGACAAGUAUCGAAAAUUCGAUAACUUGGAUAAUGCAAGGAGCUUUUCCGAUAGCAACCUGACUGGUCGAAAAAGAAAAGCCCGUGGGUUAAAAGAUCAAGAGAGAAAAGACAAAGAUGGAACAACCGAUAAGAACGAUUUCCAAACUGGCGAAAUCGACGAAUCUAACAAAAGACUCGGUUCCAAGACUAGAAAAAGUACGAUUCUUGAAACUGGAUAUCAAACUGGCGAUGAAAACGUUUCUCCAACUGAAUUAAAGGAGUUUGCUCAAACUGGAAGUAAUAACGAUCCCCAAACUGGUGAUAAAAGCGUUCCUUUAGAUGACAAAAAGAUUCUUCCUCACGUUGGUAGCAGUAUUGCGAUGAACUACGAUCCAUACUCUGGCAAAUUUUACGUGUCUUGGCCUGGCGAUAAAAAAAGUACUCCAAAAAGCGAUCCUAACGUUCCCGACGAUUUCGAAGGUGAAAUUCCCCCAACUAGCGAAAACUACACUCCCCGAUUUGGGGAAAACUACACUCCGCGAUUUGGCGAAAACUACACUCCCCAAAUUGGCGAUUACAAAACUCCACUAACUACCGAGGAAAACCUUUCACGAUCCGAUGAUAAAAUCGCUUCUAAAGAAAGGACUCUGUCCCGCCUUGAAAAAAGUCGACAGGCUGGCAACAAAAGUGUUGAGAAAAACUUGUAUGGAGACAGGGAUUCAGGCCGCAUUAAAAUUAACGAAAAUCCAAUUAAGUCAGCAAGUCCAGUUAAUAGAGCUUCGAGGUCCCCAAAAUCGCGUUAUAUUCACCACCAGAACGAAUUCAACUAUGAAUAUCUGCCGGAUUUAGAGAAGUUAUUUGAGCUCGAGCCAUAUUCCAGCUACGAACAAAUUUUAAAAUCACAGGGGGAUGUUCCACACUCGAGGCCUAGUGAACCGGAUCGUAGAAAAUUCCGGCUUGAGGAUAUGGAAACUGAUAGUCGAUACUCUUAUGUGCGGAAUUUCCUGAAGGAAGUUAUAGAAAGUAACCCCGUCAUCGACAGUUUGGCUGAUGUCAAGGGUUUUAUGGCGGUGGUAGCGAAACACAGUAUGUGGGACAACCUCCAGCGUCUCCUCAAUGAGUUGCUGAUAUCGGGAUUGAGUGAUGAGGAGAUAAGGCAGAUGCUCUCCACCAAAUAUGUGGACUAUCUGAAGAAUAUUAUGACCGAAAUGCAUUUCGCAAAGGUGGAGCCGCCCCGCGAUGCAAUGCUCAAUGUUGUGGACAUCCAUCCCGGCAAGGAAAGGCAAUCAAGCCAUUUCGGCAGGCUGUCCACCAGGAACAUCCCAAAACCCAGGCAGAGCACUCGACUCAUUCCCUUUGGGAUGCGGGGCCUAAACACGCGGCUUUCGCAGGAAAACCGAAUUAACCCUGGCCUGUACAAAAAACUUAUCGAACAGGAGAUGAAUGCAGAGCGAUUGAAGGUCGAGAGCCGAAAGCUGAAGAUGAACCCCUCCUUUAGCCGGCUUUUCGGAUCCCCUGCAUCGAGCAUGAGUCUUAAUGCCAGCAUGGAUGUGGCUCUAACCGACGAACUGGAUCUAAAGAACUCGGAAAUGAGGUACUCGUUGAAUAACCUCAAGGACCUAAUGAACGCGCACAAAAUGAAGUUUAAGGCUUUAGAGCGCCAGAAGAAGAGGAUGGAAGGAGUGAUCGACCAAAUACGUUCCACCACACAAUUUUGGCGUCCCGUAGACAAGUCCAUGUCCACGUACAGCACAAGAAAGUCUAGGAAAAAGUCCACUGUGAACUCCAAAAAGGUUAGGAAAGACCUUAGGCCAAUUGAGGAGCUGUACUACUCGCCACGAAAGACUGCCCGCCUGCAAAGGAUUUGCGAGGAUCUGGAGUGUUCGGAAUGCGAUUGCCAGGAGGACGAAGAUACCGAAUCGAUGGUGCUGCAAAAGUGCCCGAGAUGUGGAGUCAAAGUUCCCGUGCCGGCAGCCACUUCCCCUCUUUACAUUACUCCAUCGUCCAGCAGCAGCGAGAUCCUGUCCAGCGGAUCCAUAGAAGCCUGUGCCAAGAACCAGUUGGUCAUCAACACCCUUGAAGAUCUUUGUGCGAGAUGUGGAUUUAUUCAUGACCGGGAAAAACCUUGCUUGAACUUACCACAAACUUCGAGGAAAAGUAAUCUCCUACAGCGGAUUAAGGAUACUGCACCCAAAGCGCCAAAGUGUCCGGCAUUCUGUUCGCCCCGCGGGAUCCUCAAGAAGUGCAGAAGUUUUGAUCGUUAAACGAGGAGUACAAGGAGUUGAGUGGCGAGCGAACUCCGGAAGUGCAAGGAUAUGAGCACCAAAUCAGCCGACUGAGGCGAAUGAAACAUUUGGUUUAAGUGCUAAAUAAAUUCAAGUAAUGAGUUUGCCUCUGUCUGUGGGUGUGCCUGUGUUGUUAAAUGCUUUGCCAAGUUUCAUAAAAUAUGCAAGGACUUGGCCACAAACACACCCACAAACAGGGGCGAGCACAUGCGAUGCACUCACGUACAGGGAAAA
Messenger RNA from Drosophila ficusphila, 4525 nucleotides. RefSeq lists its product as uncharacterized. The record is from RefSeq and is a predicted model, not a curated record. The transcript has 2 exons. The coding region runs from base 53 to 4270 and encodes 1405 amino acids. NCBI's taxonomy places the organism in Eukaryota, Metazoa, Arthropoda, Insecta, Diptera, Drosophilidae.